Molecule: messenger RNA, 2586 nt
Organism: Amblyraja radiata (thorny skate)
Lineage: Eukaryota; Metazoa; Chordata; Chondrichthyes; Rajiformes; Rajidae
Gene: cdc37
Product: cell division cycle 37 homolog (S. cerevisiae)
Exons: 8
Coding region: 84-1217 (377 amino acids)
Biological process (GO): protein folding; protein stabilization
Cellular component (GO): cytoplasm
Molecular function (GO): heat shock protein binding; protein kinase binding; protein-folding chaperone binding
Source: RefSeq, a predicted model, not a curated record
UGUGUGCGGUGGGCGGAACCGGCGGCGCAGGGAGUUUUCUAGAAGCGGGCGGAGGGAUCGAGCGGCCGGCGCGGGUCGUGGCCAUGGUGGAUUACAGCGUGUGGGACCACAUCGAGGUGUCGGACGAUGAGGACGAGACUCACCCCAACAUCGACACGGCCAGUCUGUUCCGAUGGAGGCACCAGGCUCGGGUCGAGCGGAUGGAGGAGACACAGAAAGAGCGUGAGGAGUAUGAGAAGGGCACUACCGAUGUUAAACGCAAACUCGGCGAGUGCCAGAAGAAGCUGAAUGAAUUGGUAGUGGCGGAAACUGACGAUGCAAAGAAAGAGAUUGAAAAAUUACAUGGUGAACUAAAACUGCUGAAAAGGGAAGAGAAGGAUUGGGAUAAGAAGGGGACACAGCUGAAGAAGAAGGAGAAGUCAACGCCUUGGAAUGUAGACACACUAAGUAAAGAGGGAUUCAGUAAGAGCAUUUUUAAUGUAAGUUCAGAAUCAAAUGACGCUGAAACAGACGAAGAUAAAGAAAAGAAACACAAGACCUUUGUGGAAAAGAAUGAGAAACAGGUCAAGCACUUUGGCAUGCUCAGUCGCUGGGAUGACAGCCAGAAAUAUCUGUCCGAUAAUCCCCACCUCGUGUGCGAGGAGACUGCCAAUUACCUGGUCAUCUGGUGCAUCGAUUUAGAAGUUGAAGAGAAACAUGCUCUAAUGGGGCAGGUAGCCCACCAAACAAUAGUAAUGCAGUUUAUCCUGGAACUUGCCAAGAGCCUUAAAGUGGACCCAAGAGCUUGUUUCCGACAGUUCUUCACAAAAAUCAAGACAGCUGAUAAACAGUACGUUGAGGCGUUUAACGAUGAACUUGAAGCCUUUAAGGAGCGGGUCAGAGGUCGGGCGCAAGCAAGGAUAGAAAAGGCAAUGAAAGAAUAUGAAGAGGAGGAACGGCAGAAGCGCAUUGGACCUGGUGGGCUCGACCCUGUGGAGGUGUAUGAAAAUCUUCCAAUAGAGAUGAAGAAUUGUUUUGAUGCAAAAGAUAUUCAGUUGUUACAGGAUGUCAUCAGCAAAAUUGACCCAACAGAAGCAAAGUACCACAUGCAGCGCUGCAUUGACUCUGGACUAUGGAUCCCUAAUGCAAAGGCAGCUGAGGAGGAAGGAGAGAAGAAUACUGGGGAAGAGGAUCCUGUAUAUGAAGAAGUUAAAAAGGAAGCCACUGAAGAAAAAUAGACCUGUUCUUGUUGUGUAACUGCUAGCUUUAAGUGCUGUGCUUAGAUACAAACUGCAUCCUUUUGACUAGCCCAUUGGGGUUGACAUAAAUUGAACAUCAGUCUAUUGAAUGAAAGCUGAAAGUCUGACACAUAAAAUGCUUUUUUGUAUUUUAAUAAAUAUACAAGUUUUGACAGCCUCUAGACUGCUUCACUGUUUGCAGUAACUCACUGGAUCCACUGGUCACUGCAAAACAAAAACUAAUGUCAGAGUGAGUCACUGUUUUUCAAUUGCUUCAUUAGCCAUUUCAGAUGGUGUUGAGCCAUGCAGACAAGAGGUGUGCCAAUUUUGACUCCUACACUGCCGAGUUACCCCAUUAGACCCUGCACUGAUGUCUUCAAGGCAUCUACUGAAGGAUUGGCUCACUGGAGAGUGAAUAGUAAUUGCCGUGAAACUAUGCCCCACAUAAAUUUAAUGUAGAGGGAAAGAUAGCACACAAACUCAUGGCUUGCUUAAACGCUAAAAGUGGACUUUAUGACAAAUGUCACCUAAUGGAGGUAAUAAUUUGGAAGGAAACAGAAAAGGCUGAAGGCUAAAAUUGGAGUAGGAAUGAUCCGACAAAAUCUUUUGUACUCUUAAAAACAAAAUGCGGAGUCCAUGCUCACAAAGUUAAAUGUAGUUCUGACCGGCAAAUUAGUUAAUAUAAUAUGGUGUCUUUGAGCUAUCACUCCAGCCAAACGUUUGUAUCCCACGAUCACACUUUCAGGUAUUGCUAGGGAAAGCAGAAGAAUUGACAAAAUGUCAUAGGACUUUGGAUUUUGAGUGUUCGGGUUGUAGUGCAGCAAUGUUUCAUUUAAGUUACUGGUUAGGCAAGGGAUUCACAUGUCCCAAUUUUAAUAGGUGCUGUUUUUCCUGGGUGAAAACAUCGACGCAUUGUCGGAAAGAACUGCAGAUGCUAGUUUAAAUCGAAGGUAGACACAAAAUGCUGGAGUAACUCAGCAGGACGGGCAGCAUUUCUGGAGAGAAGGAAUGGGUGACGUUUCGGGUCGAGACCCUUCUUCAGACUGGAGAAGGGUAUCGACGCAAAGUCACCCAUUCCUUCUCUCCAGAGAUGCUGCCUGUCCCGCUGAGUUACUCCAGCAUUUUGUGUCUACCUUCGCAUUGUCUACUGGGUUUGACUAAAGUUCUGUACAUAUAUUUGAAUGAAACUGCACACUGAACACAUUGUGACUCAGAAUAAUUGUUCAGCUAGGGCCAAUGUUGCUGUUGAUACUGCGUGUUACUGUGACCUGUUUGAUCUGAGGCGGUUGAUGCUUAUGAGCAAGGUAGUUAUUGUAUCAUUUUUCUUGUUACUGGCCACUAUAUGCAAAUAAAAAUGUGAUGCAGUAAA